UCCCUUGGAAUCUUAGAGAGGCGGGAGAAUAUGAAUUGUGACAUAUUUGAGGAGGUACGUAUGGACGAGUAUUAUAAAGAUAUUGGUCCCAAGCGCUUCACAUUUUCGGUGCGUUGGCCCUUCACGAUGCGUGGAGCUAAGAUAGAGGAGCUCAAGGAGACGAUGUACACGCACGGUUUAUGGCCCACUCCAAGACUUAUUCUUACAUAUGAACAAUUGAAAAAUGAUCAUGAUAAACUUUUUGACGAGCCUAACUUCAAUAAGAUGUUUGACAAGUACAAAGAAGAGGUAUUAGAAGUUUGGCCUGAUUUGAAGAAUCCAACAUGUCUGAUGGCUGCCAAGAGACUGAUAAUCAAAGGGUGGAAUUGGCACGGCAAGCCUGCCGGCAUAAAAUCCACAAUGUAUCUAUAUUAUGGACUUGCAUUGAGAAAUGCAAUACCAGAUAAUUUUGGUAUUCCUGUUGGAGUGCCCAUGACGCUGAAGGAUGCAUCCAAGUAUGCUAAAAAUGUGAUGAUGGAACUGAAAAUAUUUGGAAAGGAGAUUGGCGCACCUGUGUAUCCUGAGAUAUACACUAGCAUUCGUCAAAGUGGUGCGCCUUUUAUCAUUAAUGAGAUAAGGCCACAUUUCACAAGAGUGUUGGUGAAUGGUAAAGCUGAAUUUAGAGCUAUUGGUGUGGAAGAUAACAAAUAUUACACUGGAGCGGCCAAUCAUGAAAAGUCGAUUGUCAUUUUGCCAACGCGACAGCAGCAUCUAUCCAGUGACUUCAGCUCAGCUCAGCCCACACGUUUCAACUCAUCUCAACCAUCGUGGUUCAGUUCACCUCAGGGGCGCCUUUGAUCAAAUUGUGCAACCACUCUGUGAUGAGUACUUGAAUCGUACUCAUAACGAACGUCAUAUUCCAUUAUUUCGGGUGGAACUCCAGGUGCAGCUGGUUCUACUUCAACAGGCUCCUCUGCAACGGGAUCCUCCUGAGGAUUACUAGUUGAACCUUGGUGGGAUUUAUCUUUUCUCCUACGCCUACCCAUUUGCGAGUAACUAGCUAGUAA
This is a messenger RNA of Salvia miltiorrhiza (redroot sage), 1046 nucleotides long. RefSeq lists its product as uncharacterized. The transcript is spliced from 5 exons. The record is from RefSeq and is a predicted model, not a curated record. Bases 31 to 837 code for a protein of 268 amino acids. Lineage: Eukaryota; Viridiplantae; Streptophyta; Magnoliopsida; Lamiales; Lamiaceae.